Molecule: messenger RNA, 1953 nt
Organism: Zygosaccharomyces rouxii
Lineage: Eukaryota; Fungi; Ascomycota; Saccharomycetes; Saccharomycetales; Saccharomycetaceae
Gene: UME6
Product: DNA-binding transcriptional regulator UME6
Exons: 1
Coding region: 1-1953 (650 amino acids)
Biological process (GO): regulation of DNA-templated transcription
Molecular function (GO): DNA-binding transcription factor activity, RNA polymerase II-specific; zinc ion binding
Source: RefSeq, a predicted model, not a curated record
AUGGUAUCUCAUGAAGAAGAAACGGAACCGCUGGUAACAAAACCAGUCGAUAAAGAAGAGGAGGCGCCCAGCCGACGCGAAGAGGCGGCAGUGGUAAAAGAAGGUAAAUCCACAAAUGAGGAUAAGCCGGUCACUACUGAAACGGAUCCACAACAACAACAGGGCUUUUCGUCUCAACACAUUCAUUCUAUCAAGACUGAAUACGACGAAAAUCCCCUUUUAUCAAUCAACAAACCGACCUCCGCGCCUCAUAACACUCCAGUACAAUCACCACCAACAUCUCCUGGUUCUGGUAUCAAUAAAGAUAAGGACAACAAGCUCUCUACUGCCUCUACUACUUCUCAAACAAUUUCUUCCUCUUUACCUCGCCUCCCGCCGCUACCCGUUCCGGUAUCGGCGUCUCGCCCCGACGCCACCGAUGGCGGCACGGAGCCGCCGAAUAUAGAUCACGUGGUGUCGCCUGGUAGUAAUAACGGUGCAGCAGAUACAGCUACAGCUAGUGCUGGUACUGGUACAGAAGAAAAACAAGAAGAAGAAGGUGACUCACCGAUCUCAAUUAUCAAUAGGCGUAAUAUUUUUGCCACUAGCGAUUCACGAUCGUCAAGUGCUUCCAAGCAGGUGGCUGGACCUCCCGCUAAGGAACAUUUGAAAACGAAUUCUGAAGAGGGGAACUCUUCAAGUUCGAAUUCAAAUUCACAGGGUGGUGUAGCUCCACAAAGCUUUUAUUUCGAUAAAGACAGAUCGGUUACGGAUCCACACGUUAAGCACGAAUCGAAUGAUCAAAAGAUUAAUAUUUCGAAUUGGAGACAUGGUGCAGACAAUUAUUCAUUAAUUGAAGGUGCAAAUUCCAAUACAAAUGUUAAUGAAAGUGGCGGUAAUAGUAAUGAAGGCGAAGGUGAAGGCAGUGGUGAUAGAUCAAGAUCAAACUCGAGAUCAAGUCCGAGAGGUAGUGAAACAAAUGGACCAGCUAAAAUUUCUAAUGGAUUAAAUAGUAGUCCUCAUGCUACUAACGAUGAUGACGAUAAUUACGUGCCGCCUCCUCCUCCACGGUAUAUUAAUUCAAAACUCGAUGAUAUUAGAUCAAGAUUAUUGCUAAACCCAAGGACAGUUUCACCAAGAUCAGAUGAAGAUAUGGAUAAAACACAUGCUGCAGCAGUUCUUUCCAACAUGAGAUCUUCACCAUUCAGGUUAUCAGACAGACCAGCAUCACUAUCAAGUAGUAGACCAGGUUCAUCAUCAUUUUCUGGGAAAGGAUACGCUAGACCUGUAAUACGUAUUCAUCACAGAGAGGAACCAAGUGGUGACCAAGAUGAUAAUGCUGUAUUAGAUGACGAUGAUGAGGAGGAAGAAGAUGAAGAAGAUGAAGAUGAAAAUGGUAAUGAAAGACUUAGACAUUCUUCAACAUCAAGGGUUGUACCGGCACCAACACCUGCAAGACGCAAAGAAGUUACUUGGAAUAAAAAUGGUAAACGUGUUAGCCGUCGUUUAUCAGCUCCAGAAACGAGGAGAACCAAGACAAAGAAAAUUAAAAUUGAACCUGGUAAAGAUACUACAAAUGCACGUUCGAGAGAUUCAUCUAUACCACGUAAUGGUGCACAUGGUGAAGAAGUAGAUGAUACUUAUUCAUCUCAUGAAGUUAUGGAAAAUGAAGAAGAAGAAGAAGAAUAUGAAGAAGGUAAGAAUGGUAACAGGGGACAAUCGAAAAAGAAUUCUAUGGGUUCGCGUUCACGUACUGGAUGUUGGAUUUGUCGUUUAAGAAAGAAAAAAUGCACAGAAGAAAGACCUCGUUGUUACAAUUGCGACAGGUUAAAUUUAACUUGUUAUUAUGAUGUGAUAAAACCUGAUUUUGUUUCAAAUCCUCAAAAGAAGCAAAUGAAAUUAGAAGAAAUAAAGAGGAAAACCAAAGAGGCGAAAAGAAAUGCUAUGAGAAAGAAACCUGGAGCGAACCCUUAA